Messenger RNA from Daldinia caldariorum, 9102 nucleotides. RefSeq names its product NUC071 domain-containing protein. Gene Ontology annotation, molecular function: U2 snRNA binding; metallopeptidase activity; U5 snRNA binding. The transcript has a single exon. NCBI's taxonomy places the organism in Eukaryota, Fungi, Ascomycota, Sordariomycetes, Xylariales, Hypoxylaceae. The record is from RefSeq and is a predicted model, not a curated record. Gene Ontology annotation, biological process: mRNA splicing, via spliceosome; spliceosomal tri-snRNP complex assembly. Bases 266 to 8653 code for a protein of 2795 amino acids. Gene Ontology annotation, cellular component: U5 snRNP; catalytic step 2 spliceosome.
CUGGGUCAUAGGAAAAAUUGCCCCUAGGCAAUACUAUCAUCUCAUCAACUUCAACCUUUACAACAAUUUUUUCGCGUUGGUCAAUUAAGGAGACGACGCGCCCGACUACCAUCUUAAUUAUAAUUUUCUAUUUCGGGAUUUCUAGGAGCUAAAGUUUGAAUCCGGCUGUAUUUGGCGUCCGUAGCAUCCUUGCGCGACAAGAUCGCGCCGCGAUAGCGACAGCAUCGAACAAGUCGCGUAAUAUCCGAUAUCUAUCAACUUCGAGAUGUCGUCUUUCCAACCCCCUCCACCUCCUCCCGGAUGGGGACCUCCGCCGCCUCCUCCUACUCCUCCUCCUCCUCCUCCGGGUCCCCCGUCAGAUUUUCUUCCUCCACCGCCCGGAGCUCCAGCUCCUCCUCCCCCUGGAUACCGGCCUCCAACCGACCUGCAGACCGCGAAGUUCGCGCAGAAGAAAAAAGAAUGGCUUCGAAACCAGCGAAAUCGCUUCGGUGAAAAGCGUAAGGGAGGCUUUGUGGAAACUCAGAAGGCUGAUAUGCCCCCCGAGCAUCUUCGUAAGAUCGUAAAGGAUAUCGGAGAUGUGUCCCAAAAGAAGUAUACUAGCGAUAAGCGAAGUUAUCUUGGUGCUCUGAAAUUCAUGCCACACGCGGUUAUGAAGUUGCUAGAGAACAUGCCUAUGCCGUGGGAAUCGGCAAGGGAAGUUAAGGUGUUAUACCACGUCAAUGGGUGUCUCACGCUCGUGAACGAAAUCCCUCGAGUUAUCCCGCCUGUGUUCCACGCACAAUGGGCCACUAUGUGGUUGACUAUGAGGAAGGAAAAGAGCGACCGAAGAUUAUUCAAGAGGAUGAGGUUCCCGCCGUUUGAUGACGAAGAACCUCCGUUGUCGUGGUCUGAAAAUAUCGAGGAUGUGGAACCGUUAGAACCCAUUCAGAUGGAGCUUGAUGAGGAAGAAGACGCUGCCGUAUAUGAAUGGUUCUAUGACCAUCGGCCCUUAGUCGAUACUGAGCACGUCAAUGGGCCGAGUUAUAAGCGGUGGUAUCUCACCCUGCCGCAAAUGGCAGCACUUCACCGACUCAGUCGACCACUACUAAGCGAGAUGGUUGACCAGAACUAUUUCUACCUUUUUGACCUAAAGAGUUUCCUUACCGCCAAAGCGCUAAAUGUCGCACUACCCGGCGGUCCUCGAUUCGAGCCCUUAUACAAGGAUAUCGAUCCGAACGACGAAGAUUUUGGAGAAUUCAAUGCCAUCGACAGGAUUAUUUUCCGCUUCCCUAUCCGGACCGAGUACCGGGUUGCCUACCCAUACCUCUAUAACUCCCUUCCCCGAAGUGUGCAGUUUAACUGGUACUCUCACCCCCAAACUGUGUACACUAAGUCUGAAGACCCUAAUUUGCCCGCUUUCCAUUUUGAUCCCAUGAUUAAUCCCAUCUCCUCCCGCUCGGUUGCCCCGAAGAAUAUCACCAUAAGCCACGAAGACGAGAUAUUUGGUCCCGGUAAUCUUGAAGAGCCCGAAGAAGACGCGUUCGAACUACCGGCCGGCAUUGAACCUUUCUUAGCCGAUGAAGAUCUUUAUACGGAAGAUACGUCAUCUGCCAUCGCCCUCUGGUGGGCUCCCUUCCCCUUCGAUCGUCGAUCCGGCCGUAUGGUUCGUGCGCAGGAUGUUCCGCUUGUGAAGCAGUGGUACCUUGAGCACUGCCCUCCGAAGCAACCCGUCAAAGUCCGAGUAUCGUAUCAGAAGCUCCUUAAGACUUACGUCCUCAAUGAGCUGCACAAGAAGAAACCUAAGGCGCUUAAUCGCCAAAGCCUCCUGAGGAGCUUGAAGCAGACCAAGUUCUUCCAGCAGACGACGAUCGACUGGGUUGAAGCUGGUCUUCAAGUUUGUCGGCAAGGAUUUAAUAUGCUGAAUCUCCUGAUCCAUCGGAAGAAUCUGACGUAUCUUCAUCUCGAUUACAAUUUUAAUCUUAAACCCGUAAAAACGCUAACGACCAAGGAGCGGAAGAAGUCACGUUUUGGAAAUGCGUUCCACCUGAUGCGUGAGAUAUUGCGUUUGACGAAGCUUAUAGUCGACGCGCAGGUGCAAUAUCGUUUGGGCAACAUUGAUGCUUUCCAAUUAGCAGAUGGUAUCCUCUACGCCUUCAACCACGUUGGCCAGUUGACUGGUAUGUACCGUUACAAGUACAAGCUAAUGCAUCAGAUCCGAUCAUGUAAAGAUCUGAAGCAUCUUAUUUACUACCGGUUCAACAGCGGACCCGUUGGUAAGGGCCCUGGAUGUGGCUUCUGGGCGCCCGCCUGGCGCGUCUGGCUUUUCUUCAUGCGAGGAAUAAUCCCCCUUCUUGAGCGGUGGCUUGGAAACUUGCUAUCGCGUCAAUUUGAAGGACGUCACAGUAAAGGUGUGGCCAAGACUGUGACCAAGCAACGUGUUGAGUCGCAUUUUGACCUUGAACUACGAGCUUCUGUAAUGGCCGACUUAAUGGACAUGAUGCCGGAGGGUAUCAAGCAGAACAAGGUCAACACUGUUCUUCAACACUUAUCCGAAGCUUGGAGGUGCUGGAAGAGUAACAUUCCGUGGAAGGUUCCCGGUUUACCCGCUCCUAUUGAAAAUAUCAUCCUACGGUAUGUCAAGUCGAAGGCGGACUGGUGGAUUUCCGUUGCUCAUUACAACCGUGAGCGUAUCCGGCGAGGUGCGACUGUUGAUAAGACAGUUGCUAAGAAGAAUGUGGGCCGUUUGACGCGUCUCUGGCUCAAAGCGGAACAAGAACGACAGCAUAAUUACAUGAAAGAUGGGCCAUACGUAUCGUCCGAAGAAGCUGUAGCAAUUUAUACAACUACGGUGCACUGGCUUGAAUCUCGAAAAUUUACGCCAAUUCCCUUCCCGAGUGUGUCGUACAAACACGACACAAAAAUACUAAUUCUUGCUCUCGAACGACUACGAGAAGCAUACUCCGUGAAAGGUCGCCUAAACCAAAGUCAACGAGAAGAGUUGGCUUUGAUCGAGCAAGCUUAUGAUAGCCCAGGCACCACUCUGGAAAGAAUUAAGCGAUUCCUGCUCACGCAGCGAGCAUUCAAGGAAGUACAAAUCGACAUGAACGACAAUUAUAGCACUAUAAAUCCUGUUUACGAUAUAGAACCUAUAGAGAAGAUUAGCGAUGCCUACCUUGACCAGUAUCUCUGGUAUCAGGCCGACCAGCGACACCUUUUCCCUGCCUGGAUCAAGCCAUCAGAUUCUGAAGUCCCGCCCCUAUUAGUGUACAAGUGGGCUCAGGGCAUCAAUAAUCUGGAAAAAGUCUGGGAGACUGCGGACGGCGAGUGCAACGUCAUGAUCGAGACAGAGCUUUCUAAGGUCUAUGAAAAGAUAGAUCUUACCCUCCUAAACAGGCUUCUGCGAUUAAUCAUGGACCACAACCUGGCGGAUUACAUCAGCUCGAAGAACAACGUGCAGCUCACUUACAAGGACAUGAAUCACGUUAAUAGUUACGGCAUGAUUCGUGGUCUUCAGUUCUCGGGCUUUGUAUUUCAGUACUAUGGACUCGUCCUUGACCUCUUACUCCUUGGUUUAAACCGGGCUAGCGAAAUUGCUGGGCCCCCGUCUGCCCCUAAUGACUUCCUUCAGUUCCGCGACCGAGAGACAGAGACCAAGCACCCUAUCCGUCUAUAUACGAGAUAUAUUGACAAGAUAUGGGUCUUCUUGCGUUUCACCGCGGAGGAAUCGCGAGAUCUCAUCCAGCGGUUUCUCACCGAGCAACCAGAUCCGAACUUUGAGAAUGUUAUCGGUUACAAGAGCAAGAAGUGCUGGCCGAGAGAUUCCCGCAUGCGGUUGAUGAGGCACGAUGUCAACCUUGGCCGAGCCGUCUUUUGGGAUUUGAAGAACCGCCUCCCUCGAUCUGUUACGACGAUUGAGUGGGAUGAUACCUUCGCCAGUGUCUACAGCCGUGAUAAUCCAAACUUGCUCUUCUCUAUGUGUGGAUUUGAGGUUCGCAUUCUGCCGAAGAUUAGAAAUCAGAAUGAUGAGUUCCCUAUCAAGGAUAGCGUCUGGUCUCUUGUGGAUAACACAACCAAAGAGAGGACGGCGCAUGCUUUCUUACAAGUUACAGAGGAAGAUAUCCAAAAGUUCAAUAAUAGGAUUCGUCAGAUUCUUAUGUCUUCUGGGUCUACAACUUUCACCAAGAUCGCCAAUAAGUGGAACACGGCCCUCAUCGCGCUCUUCACCUACUACCGUGAGGCUGCUGUAUCGACAGUUAAUCUGUUGGAUACUAUCGUAAAGUGUGAGACCAAAAUCCAAACUCGGGUAAAGAUAGGAUUGAAUUCAAAGAUGCCAUCACGUUUUCCCCCUGCUGUUUUCUACACACCAAAGGAGUUGGGUGGUCUCGGAAUGAUAUCUGGUUCACAUAUUCUUAUCCCAGCUAGUGACAAGCGAUAUUCGCAACAGACAGAUGUUGGAGUCAGUCAUUUCAGAGCUGGCAUGACACAUGACGAGGAGACUCUCAUACCAAAUAUUUUCAGAUAUAUCAUUCCUUGGGAAGCUGAAUUUAUCGAUUCACAGAGAGUUUGGACUGAAUACUCCCAAAAGCGAUUGGAGGCAAACCAGCAGAAUAGGCGCUUAACUUUGGAAGAUUUGGAAGACAGCUGGGACCGUGGAUUACCCCGUAUCAACACCUUGUUUCAAAAGGACAGAAGUACGCUUAGUUUCGACAAGGGCUUCCGAACGAGAAGUGAAUUCAAGAUUUACCAACUCAUGAAGAGCAAUCCUUUCUGGUGGACAAGCCAGCGUCACGACGGGAAGCUUUGGAACCUAAACGCCUACCGUUCGGAUGUCAUCCAGGCCCUUGGUGGUGUCGAAACGAUUCUUGAGCACACUCUAUUCAAGGCCACUGGUUUCCCCUCUUGGGAGGGCCUGUUCUGGGAGAAGGCCUGUCUUGCUAAAGGGACGAAGUUGUUGCGGUACGAUCAUACCCAGAUCGCUGUCGAGGAUGUUAAGGAGGGAGAUCUACUUCUAGGUCCCGACGGAACACCACGACGCGCUUUCAAUAUAGUCAAUGGCAAAGAUCGCCUCUACCGUAUUAAAAUUGGAGGCCGCCAGGAGGAUCUGGUUGUUACACCAAAUCACAUUCUUGUCUUUUAUAAAAAGGGUCUCACUGGCGAGUGUGAAGAGUCUGAUGCUCAAGGGCAUAGGCGAGUGUACAAAUCUUCCGAACACAAGAAAUACGGCCGUUAUCAUGCAUUGCCAUUGCCAAAAUCCCCCGCUUCAACGACAAAGGGCCACGAAACCGUAGAGAUGACCGCAGCUGAGUUUGCUUCCCUGGAGCCUAGAGUCAGGAGCCAAUACAAACUCUUCAGAUCUUCCGGUUUCGAAUUACCCGAAGAAGCCGUGCCGUUUGACCCCUAUUUCCUUGGCCUCUGGCUUGGGGAUAAAAACUGUGCCAAAGCCGCACAGGGGACAAAUCCUGAAUCUCUGCUUCAGGAAUUCCUAGUCAGAUUCGCAGCAGAGCUUGACCUUCAUAAAGAUGCCGAUGCAGACUUAGACCUCUUGGACGUAACUAGCGAGGAUGAGGAUAUUAGCUCUGGGGAGGAAGACAGCUCCGAGGACUAUAACCGCCAGCACGUCGUUCGUUUACAGACAGGCCGCCGAGCGUAUGGAAACCUGCCCCAAGAGGAAGCAGAAAAGUUGGCUAGCCGAAUUAUCAAUAGUCCUAAGGAUACUUCAAGCAUCAAUACACUCCUCCUAGCCCUCGACAAACUUGGCGUUGACCAAAGACGUGUCCCUUCUCUGUUUAUGAGAAACUCACGUUCUGUUCGUCUUGGCGUUCUUGCCGGCUUACUUGAUACAAACGGCUGGUACAUUUCUCCUGAUAAUGUGUUUGGUUUCAGUGAGGAUGAUAUUGGACAGUCUGCUCAAUUCUGGGAUACCGUCGCCCUUGCACGCUCUUUAGGUUUUGCCGUGUCUACCAAGCAAAGAUAUUCUCAAUUAUUCGCUGAAAUAUCUGGAAAUCUGAGCGAAAUUCCGUGCCUCCUCGCACGCAAAAUAAGGGCCACCCAAUUCAUACCCGAAGCUCAUAGUUUCGCCGUCAAAGAUAUCGUUCUUGAAGAAGAACCUACCGAGUGGGCGGGUUUCCGUGUUGAUAAAGAUCAACUCUAUUUGCGACACGAUUAUCUUGUGCUCCACAACAGUGGUUUCGAAGAAUCCAUGAAGUUUAAGAAGUUGACCAACGCUCAGAGAUCCGGUCUGAACCAGAUUCCCAACCGUCGAUUUACGCUUUGGUGGUCGCCAACCAUCAACAGAGCAAACGUGUAUGUCGGUUUCCAGGUGCAACUCGAUCUUACUGGUAUCUUCUUACACGGUAAAAUUCCUACUUUGAAAAUCUCUCUCAUCCAGAUUUUCCGUGCCCACUUGUGGCAGAAGAUUCACGAAUCCGUCGUAAUGGAUUUCUGUCAGGUAUUUGAUCAGGAGCUAGAGUCCCUUGGAAUUGAAACAGUGCAGAAAGAGACCAUCCAUCCUCGAAAGUCGUACAAGAUGAACAGCUCAUGUGCCGAUAUUCUGCUCUUCGCCAGCAACAAAUGGAAUGUCACUCGCCCAUCUCUGCUACACGACACUAAGGACAUAAUCGAGCCUACCACAACCAAUAAGUUUUGGCUUGAUAUCCAGCUUCGAUAUGGCGACUACGAUUCUCACGACAUCGAACGCUAUACUCGUGCGAAAUAUCUGGAUUAUACGCAAGAUAGUAUGAGUAUCUAUCCUUCAGCUACCGGUCUCAUGAUUGGUAUCGAUCUCGCUUACAACCUUUACUCUGCCUACGGACAAUACUUCCCAGGUCUGAAGGUCCUAGUACAACAGGCUAUGGCUAAAAUUAUGAAGGCCAACCCGGCGCUCUAUGUUCUCCGCGAGCGUAUCAGGAAGGGUCUCCAACUGUAUGCGUCUGAGAGCAAUCAAGAGUUCCUCAAUUCGCAGAACUACUCCGAGUUGUUCAGCAACCAGACAAAAUUGUUCAUUGAUGACACUAACGUAUACCGAGUUACUAUUCACAAGACUUUUGAGGGUAACUUGACUACCAAGCCAAUCAACGGAGCAAUUUUCAUUUUCAACCCCCGAACUGGACAAUUGUUCCUGAAGAUCAUUCACACUAGCGUCUGGGCAGGACAAAAGCGUCUCGGUCAAUUAGCCAAGUGGAAGACAGCAGAAGAAGUGGCAGCUCUUAUUCGAUCGCUGCCGGUAGAAGAACAGCCGAAAGAGCUCAUUGUCACACGUAAAGGUCUACUGGAUCCUCUCGAAGUUCAUUUGUUAGAUUUCCCGAAUAUUUCCAUCCGAGCGUCAGAGCUACAGUUACCCUUCCAAGCGGCCAUGAAGGUGGAAAAGUUGGGUGACAUGAUUCUCCGUGCGACAGAACCUCAAAUGGUGCUAUUCAACCUCUACGAUGAAUGGCUCAAGAGUAUCUCAUCAUACACAGCAUUCUCACGUCUAGUUCUUAUCCUGCGUGCACUCCACGUCAACCCAGACAAGACGAAACUUAUUCUUCGGCCUGAUAAGACCGUUAUAACCCAAGUGCACCACAUCUGGCCCACGUUAUCAGAUGAAGACUGGAUCAAGGUUGAAACGCAGCUACGAGAUCUCAUUCUGCACGAUUACGGAAAGAAGAACAAUGUCAAUGUCUCCAGUUUGACGAGUAGCGAAGUCCGAGACAUCAUCUUGGGUAUGGAGAUCUCUGCACCGUCUAUGCAACGGCAGCAGGCGGCAGAGAUCGAGAAGCAGCAGCAGGAACAGCAACAAAUUACUGCUGUUACAACGAAGACUCAAAACAUCCACGGUGAAGAGCUUAUCGUCACGACCACUUCCAGAUUCGAACAGGAGAAGUUCUCAUCUAAGACUGAAUGGCGUACCAGAGCCAUUGCCACUUCUAACCUACGAACGCGAGCCAAUAAUAUUUACGUCUCGUCUGUCGACAACGAUCUAGACGACAUUACCUACGUCAUGCCCAAUAACAUCCUGAAGAAAUUUAUUACGAUUGCCGAUCUCCGUGUACAGAUUGCAGGAUACUUAUAUGGUGUUUCCGCGCCAGAUAACGACCAGGUGAAAGAGAUCCGUUGUAUUGUCAUGGUUCCUCAGAUAGGCAACCUGCGCUAUACUCAAACACCCCAGCAAUUGCCACAGCACGAGUAUCUCUCAAAUAUGGAGCCUCUCGGCGUGAUCCACACGAUGGCCGGCAACGAACUUCCGUACAUGUCUGCGGUUGACGUUACCAUGCACGCACAGAACCUCGACCGACAUCAAAAAUGGGAUAAGGAGAAGACCGUGACGAUUGACGUAUCCUUCACGCCCGGCUCCGUCUCCCUAUCUGCUUGGGCGUUGACCCCCGCAGGAUACCGGUGGGGUGCCGAAAACAAGGAUCUCGGUAGCGACUCGCCGGCGGGAUUCACAACUUCCAUGGGAGUCAAGCGUAAGCUUCUACUCAGCCCGCGUUAUAGAGGAUACUUCCUCGUGCCGGAGGACGGCAAGUGGAACUACAAUUUUAUGGGCAGUAACUUCAUCGGCUUAGAGAAGAAGCCGGUGCACGUCAAGCUCGACACGCCGCUGCCAUUCUACAACGAUCAGCACCGCCCCGAGCACUUCCAUGAUUUCACCGAGAUGGAGGACCCGGGUGUUGACAGGAGCGACAACUUUGCUUAAGCCGCCUUAGCUAUUUCCAGUGCAGGCUGUGGAGGACCGUGGAGUAGGAAGAAAAUCGCUAUUCGUGAAUAGGGCAUGAUGAUAAUAGGAAAGGGGGGGCGAAACGAAAUGACGCAUUGCAAUAGCAGUUCCCAAACCGGCGAGAUGAUGGCGGUAUGCUUGCCAGUGUUUUUCUUUUCUAUCGGCGUUUAAAGACAAAAAAAAUGGAUUGAGUUACGAAGUUCCAGGGAUAAAGGCUCAGCUCUGACCCCAAGAGCAUUGAUGUAUUUGUUUUCUUAAUGCUAUUUUCUAUCUGCUUAAUUCAAAGGUAUUAUGCCGGGACGGUACGUACCUUAAUUGUAACAUCAGCUACCUACCUCCUACAUCUUGCUUAUUAUUAUAUGUACCUAGAUGUAGUACUUGAUGUAUACGAGAAUGUGAUAUAAUACCCCCACAACCAUGGACUCGGA